GCGAUUCGUCCGCGGUGCGCCAGUAAGCUCAGUUCAGUUCGUCGCGUGGCCUCCCAGCAGCAACAUCUCUGUUACCUAGUCGCUCUUGGGUGAAUCUGCGAGUGUUCUAGUACCUUCAAACAGUGUGUGAUUAUGCGGCAGUCGACGUGAAUACUCAAAAUCCGUAGUAUUCUAUUUAAGCUCGCUAGCUUUACUCUCAUUUUGCGUGAACAACGCGACACUCGAUCCAUCUACAGAUAGGAUUACACUCAGGCAAGAUGAGGGCGUCUGUAUUGUUUGCGUGUCUGCUGCUAACGACGGCCACGACAAAUGGCGACGAGAGCGUUCGUUUGAUGUCUCGCACCGGAAUGGCCCUGUCCUCCAGCACCCUCCGCUGGGUCAGCAGCUCUGAAAUGGGCCGUUUUAUCGCGGAAAUGGUCCCUGGGUCUCACAUUAAACGGAUUACAGACCUUGAAGAAGGCUACUUGGCUGACGGUUCAGAAGCCGAGGAAGAAUUUCACAAAGCGCAUGUUACCGAGGUGGACCAAGAGUUGCUGGAUGAGUCAGACGAGCACUCGCUGCUCAUCUGCAGGGCCAGGCACAAUGGCAUUAUGCUGGUGGGUGCCCUGAUCGACGACAAGUGCUACAUAUCGCUGGCUAAAGAGGUGCGUGGAUACGUGCGCUUUGACGUUCUGCGCAACGUGCAGAACUCGGCGCGGCUGCAGUGGCUGCAGUGGGACCAGUUCAGCGGGCGACCCAUCAAUGCAGUGUCGGCCGCCGACGACAACGGCAAGGUCUACGUUGCGAGAAGGAGAGCCGACGCCACCUCCAGGCAGACGCACUUCAUGGGCAAACUGGACUUGAGCAUCGGCUCAGGUCGCAUAGUGACAAUGGAGCCUGAGGGCUCUCGUUGGAUUGAAAUGGACCACAAGAAGGGAGAAGUACUCGUCGAAGUGGAGCCGGUGAAAUACGAAAUCAAGGACAUCAGUUUCAACGAGGCGAGGGCUAAGGUGCGGCAAACUACCCGCGUUUUGGCAACAACUUCACUGAGUCUCGAGGACGUGGUCAACGGUAACGACGUGCUCCCACCAGGAAAGGCAAUGGUUGGACGCACGGUCACCUACUGGAAAGACCCGAGCAGCGAGUACUGGGGCCACGGACGCGGCAUGGCCGCGGGACUCGUGACAAAGAUCAACCUCCCCAACGAGCAAAAAUCGCACACCAUCGCCUGGGGCGUGAACCAGACCUGGCCAGGUGAAGAUGUGGCCAUAACGGUGGAGGCGAGGCUGCUCCCUGGAACUGGGCAGAACGUCACUGUCACUGGAAAUCACACCAGCAGGGAGGUUCCUUACACGGCCACGCUCGUGUCUCAUUACAAGGACGGGAAGAACCGCGAGAGAAGAAUCGAGGGAAUUUUGCAGAAGAUUUCUCUGUGUGGCGUCAAAGACAGUUACAGCCCGCACUACUUCCUGCAUGAUGGUUCUCUGGUUCCCACGACCACAACGACAACCACGACUACAACUACUACUACUACUACAACUACCACAACGACCACCCCAGUCCCGACAACCACCAUAGAACCAGAUAGCAAUAACGAAGUAAUCGCACAGAAGACAAUGAUGAUGACCAUGAACACGUCAGGGGCGGACGCCAGCCGCCUCCGCGUCACCCUUCUGGUGGCGGCGGUUGCUCUGGCUCGGAUAGGCACAUGAAUAGGCUUGCUUUGACAUCUCAAUAUUAAUUUUCUGUAUUAUAGUACUCACAAAUUAAGAAAGGCUGCGUUUUAAGUCUCUGAUUUAACGAUUGUACAAAUUGUAUUUUUCCUUAUUUGUUCAUUUAUUGUUAAUGUGGGCGGGGAUAAGAAAAAAUCAAAAACUGUCGCAAGAGGAAUGUAAACUUUAACGCAGAAAUCACUGUGUUUCUCUGCUGAUUUUGAUUCAAAUGAUGAAAUUAUUGUUGAUUCAAAAGUUUCUAGUAUUUUCGUAAGUUCUGGAGGCCACAUGUGAUUCUAGCGAGGUUAAGAUUUGUCAUCUGAUAAAAAUACUACCAUUAGUUUUCUUUGCACCCUUGGCAUCGAUUUUUUGUACGAGCGUAGUCUGAUCUGAAUUAACGAGGAUUAGCCAUAGCUUUCGAUUAGCAGUCAGCCUGGCAGAUGCUGCAGUCAUGUUAUAUUUUCACUACUAAUUGCUGUAGGUGGAAUAGCAUCGUCAUAUUUAAUGUAAACUAUCAAAUGCAGUGUAAAUAUAAGGCAUUUUGAGGGUCUAGGAAAAAGUGGGUGAAAUUCGAAAUUUGAUAUCAGUGCCAAUUUGCUAUCAGAAUCUCUUAAGUGUCGGACCGAAUGGUACAGUGGACAUUACCCUCGAAUUGUUAGGAAUCAUAAGUAACGACCUAGAAUUUUCAGAGGAAAGAUAAUGGAUGUGUAAAUAUGAAGGGGAAAUCCCUUGAUGAAUGUUGUAUAAUAAAAUUUUGUUAUCCACCAGCUGAA
This is a messenger RNA of Cloeon dipterum, 2464 nucleotides long. RefSeq names its product unzipped (gene uzip). The transcript has 6 exons. Bases 258 to 1691 code for a protein of 477 amino acids. NCBI's taxonomy places the organism in Eukaryota, Metazoa, Arthropoda, Insecta, Ephemeroptera, Baetidae. The record is from RefSeq and is a predicted model, not a curated record.